Messenger RNA from Tauraco erythrolophus (red-crested turaco), 1554 nucleotides. The record is from RefSeq and is a predicted model, not a curated record. Lineage: Eukaryota; Metazoa; Chordata; Aves; Musophagiformes; Musophagidae.
AUGGGGCAGAUUGCUACAAAAGAGCAGAAAUUACAUACUGAGACUCUGCAGGUGCUUCCUGAUGACCAGGGGUUCAGACUCCAGACCUCACAGUUAGUCACACUGCUUUUAUGGGUCCGGAAUAAUUGCCCCUGGUUCCCUGCUACAGGAUAUGUUCUGGAAGAACUAAUAGUGACAUGGAGCCUAGUUUAUGUAGCAAUAAGAUCUUUAGGCCCAGCAGGGGACAUCUUGCAAACUGCUGCGGCUGCCCCUCCAUGUCCUACGACUGACAGAUCAGUCGUAUCUCAAGAUGAUUCCUCUCUUAAACUGUCACAGGAGGAGACAGAACAUGAUGAGGUGCUCGACCCUCAAGGGGCCCCACCUGAGGAUGACCUGUUGCUUAACGAUCCUUCUGAUAUGGGGUCCGUAGAUCCAGAACAGGACUUUGAUUUAGAUCCACCUUUAACUCCUGUGAAUGCCAUACCCAAUGCAACACCUACUGUUAGAGAAAUUCUGCAGUGUCAGCACAGGGGGAAAUUCUGCAGCAUCAGCAUGGGAGAAGGAACACCUCCGCUGGCACCGACUGCACCCCCAUUCACCCCUUCUCCAUAUCGGUCAGACUGGCAAGUAAAGGAGAAAGUUCAGUGUCUGCCUCUGCUGACAUCUACGGGACUAUUAGAUAAAUGCCGUGUGGAAGCGCUAAAGAAAGGAGAUGUGGAGCUCCUGCAAGCAAUGCCAGUGAUCUGUAGGCCUGAUGCACCUCCGCAGUUUGAGCAUUUGCCAUAUGAACUCAUUAAAGAGGUGCACAAAUCCAUUAAGGACUAUGGACUUCACACGUCAUUCACUAUGAUUUUAUUUCAGGCCAUUGGGGAUUCAUAUACUAUGACCCCUGCUGACUGGAAAUCCAUAUUGCGAUUGGUGUUAUCUGCUACCCAGUAUUCCGUACGGUUAACUCAAUUAACAGAGCUCGUGAAUCUACAGGCUCUGGAUAAUAUGACCGCCGGAAUUAAUGUGGGUCAGAAUGAGCUUUUGGGGGAAGGUCCAUAUGCUACGAGUCAGGCACAGGCAGGAUUACACCAGGUAGUUUUCCAAAAACUAACUGAAUUGGCUAUGAAAGAAUUAAGACGUGUCCCUGAUCUUGGGACAGGGGAGGCUUCCUUUGCUUCUAUUUGGCAGGAAGCUCAUGAACCUUAUAUGCGUUUCCUUGAUCCGCUGCAAACGGCAGUUCAGAGACAAGUAGAAAAUCCGGCUGCUGCAGAUGUACUGCUAUUCCAGCUAGCGAUUGAAAAUGCUACUGCAGACUGCCAGCAAGCUAUUGAUCCUAUUAAAAAUCAGGCAAAAACAAUUGCAGAUUUAAUAAAGGCGUGUCAGAAUGUGGGCUCAGAACACUGUAAGGCAGAAAUAUUGGCAGCUGCUUUGGCACAACAGAUGGUUAUGGCCCGAGCAGCUGUUAAAUGUUUCUCCUGCAGACAAGAAGGGCAUAUCAAAAAGAUUGUCCUAAAAAUAGAAAUCAAAGCAAAAAGGGAGUUCCGACUCAACUCUGCCCACGUUGUUAUAAGGGAUAUCACUGGGUAA